GUGUAGGGGCGGGGAUUAGGCAGCAUCACCGCCUGAUGCAGACUCUCUCCGUUCCGUUAAUCUCCGGCCUGAGGUCCGCCUGCUCUCCUCCGGUUCUCCUCCGGUUCUCCUCCGGUUCGUCGUGCCAGCCCAGCGCCGCUCUCCGAGCCUCUCGGCGGGUCUUCAGUGCGGGUCUCCGGGCAGGAAGCGGGGGAUGAAGGCGGUGCAGUGAAGCCCGGAUCGCCCCCUCCCUCCCCCGUGUCCUCUGCGGAGCGGAGCCGGGCUCCCCUCUCCUGCGGCGGAGACAUGAGGCGAGCACGGGCCGGUGCGGCGGCGCUGACAUUGUGGCUCCUGCUGGAGUGUGUCGAGGCCAAAAAGUACUGCUGGUACUUCGAGGGCGGAUAUCCCAUCUACUUCAUAUGUCGCUCUUACGAGGACUGCUGUGGGACCCGCUGCUGCGUGAGAGCUCUGUCCAUCCAGAGACUCUGGUACUUCUGGGUUCUCCUCAUGAUGGGCGUCCUGUUCUGCUGCGGCGCCGGCUUCUUCAUCCGGAGGAGGAUGUAUCCGUCGCCGCUGAGAGACGAGCCGGCGUUCAACGUGUCGUUCACCCCGCCCCCGGUCACCACGCCAGCCGGGCAGCAUGCCGGCUUCGGGAUGAACGGCGGCGGCGUCGACCCGCCGGGCGUCCCGCUGGCGUACCCGGCGCAGCCCGGCUCCGCCCACUUGAUGAUGACCUCAUACCCUCCACCGCCGUCCUACUGCAACCACCCGCCGCCGCCCUACGAGCAGAUCUUCCAGAACGGAGACAAGAAGUUCUCCCGUCUGUUCGGCCUCAGAGACAACAGCGUGAAACCGUCGCCGUGGAAACGAGGGAUCGGAGCCGAGCGGUGA
This is a messenger RNA of Salarias fasciatus (jewelled blenny), 870 nucleotides long. It is a transcript of the gene vopp1b, whose product is annotated as VOPP1 WW domain binding protein b. The record is from RefSeq and is a predicted model, not a curated record. Gene Ontology annotation, cellular component: cytoplasmic vesicle membrane. Lineage: Eukaryota; Metazoa; Chordata; Actinopteri; Blenniiformes; Blenniidae.